Messenger RNA from Pimephales promelas (fathead minnow), 1320 nucleotides. RefSeq names its product TLR adapter interacting with SLC15A4 on the lysosome. Lineage: Eukaryota; Metazoa; Chordata; Actinopteri; Cypriniformes; Leuciscidae. Gene Ontology annotation, biological process: regulation of toll-like receptor signaling pathway. The record is from RefSeq and is a predicted model, not a curated record.
CAUAAAACUGAAGAACACAGCAGAGCUUAAAUACUGCAGAGACUCGGAGACAGAACCACACAGAACCUCAGCUCAAUAGCCAGAGAUUCUUUAGUAGGAAAGAUGCUGUGUGAAGGUAAGCUGUGGUGUUUGGCGUUCGAAGCUGAACCCGAGUGUGUAAAUCCUCCUACAUGUGACACAGUACCAGCACCAUCAUCGUCUCCGCUGACUUAUCCCCUCUCAGCACAAACCCCUGUCCUCUCACCUCAAGAGACUCACGCUACAACACGAACAAAGACCCAGCAGAGCGAAGCUCACCUUCCGUCUACCGCCCCUGCGGCAGGACGGCAACCCGCCCUAAGUGUGGAUAUCCCCAGGCAGGCAGACACCACAGAAGCAGAGGCAUUUUUAGUGCCUUCGAGCUGCCACAGCAUCUUUCAGCAUUACAACGAUUUACACAUUGCUGGUGGCCAGGUGUUGCCGCUCAGCCCCAGUGCAGGGGAUGUACAGGGCAAUCACAUUCAGGACCCCCAGACUGGGCCCUUUCUUCUGUCUGGAGAUGUCCCCUCACCCUCCCUUCUCCCUCCUCUUGUCCAUGAGUUCAGGGGCUCGAGGCGCUGGAGGGAAGAGAGCGGACGUGAACGGCCCUCUCUUCUGCAGUUCGGCCGGCCCCUCUCUAACUCACAACUCAACGGCUACCUGGAACAGAAGCUUCUGGAGCUGUACAGGGAGUACCUGACCGAGGGACCCACGGCGACAAGGCCGGUCAUGGCCUCUGAGCUACUGCAGACCAGCCUGGACCAAAUGACCCUCCAGCUGAGCCGUGAACAGAACAUGGAGACGGCACGGGCCAAAGACAUGCUGCUCAGCUGCCUGCUGAAAGUCACCAGCAGUUAUCAGUCCAGCGAGAUCAGCACCCCUCUACUGCAGAUCUCCACGGAGACAAAGUGAGAUGGAAACGAGGCAGAAGUGGGAAAAGAAACGUUGUGGCAGUAAGACCAAGGAGAUGGACUUUCACAUAUAGCGUGUAACAAGUUAUAGCUUGAAACACAUUAAUCAGUCAUUUCUGUAAAUUGUAAUGUAGUAAAUCUGAAAAAUGCAAUCGUGCUUUUUAACUGGAAUGCUGCCGAUUAUUCAAGGUGUCUACAGUUAUCGAAAGUCUGGAUGAAUAAAAUCUAAAAAAAAAGGCAUGGACAUUUUUCUGCUGAAUAUAAAAUAAUGUUAAGUGCUCUAAUGUUUCAUUAUCAAGAAAUGACUCUCUGCGAGUCAGCUUUACUUUAAUAUUAUUUAUAUACUAUGAUAGUACUUUUUGUGUUUAGUUUAAGUUUCUGAAAUAUUGUU